Messenger RNA from Drepanopeziza brunnea f. sp. 'multigermtubi' MB_m1, 2388 nucleotides. NCBI's taxonomy places the organism in Eukaryota, Fungi, Ascomycota, Leotiomycetes, Helotiales, Drepanopezizaceae. The record is from RefSeq and is a predicted model, not a curated record.
AUGGCCGGUCGUAAAGCGCAUUCUCUCGUCGGGGGGACGAACCAGAUCCAGGACGUGGAGGAGCGGGCGGAUGAUGCACCUCCCCCAAGAGACGACGAAUUGAGCACUCCAUCUUCUAUACCGAACUCUACAAGGAAUACCUCUACCACACACUUCAGAAGCCUGAAGCGGAGCGCAGCACGAGGAGAUAUCUACGAAAUCUUCAGCGAGGACAAAGCCGAGAUUCGUGUCAACAAUCCCAAGAGACGGUCUAAAAGGAACACACAGGCAAAAACUCCAAUCGUCGCACCAAUAAUCAGCCAGGGUAGGCUACCUGUCGUUGCUUCUUCGCAGUACUAUACCGGGGACAGUUCGAGGCCACAAGAGAAGGUAGCCAUGCCAAAUGUUAAUGCUGUAGGUACGACCGAGGUGGCUCAGAGUACCUCCCUGGAGCCCACAAAACGGGGAAGAGGUCGGCCGCGAAAGACUUCGAAACCGAUUCCAGCUGUCCCAGCAACUUCUGUCGCAAAACGCACAUCUCCGCUCGCAAAUUCCAGUGAGGCAGAAGACCGUCUGAAUACCACGAACCAGCCCGCAAAACGAGGAAGAGGACGUCCUCCUAAGAAUUCUAUCUCCAUGCCAGAUAUCAUUCCAAAAGAGGCAGUACGAAGAAUAAAACAAAUUCCAGCAUUACCUCAAAAACCUGUGGUACCAAACAAAGCAACAGUUUCGGAGGAAGGCUCAGGUGCCGAGGAUGCAGAAAUCGAGGAAGAUGUACCGGUUGAUGAAGAAGAGACCCGAGGAGAAGUUGAGAAAGUAUUCCCCGCAGAUGAGGCACGAGGAUCCGCUCCCGAGACACCAGCUGUGGACGAAGAUGAAGAUGACGAUCAGGGCUACAGCCAAAUCCUCAUGAACCCAAGUCCUAUCAAAGUCACUGGACAAAACAUCGUUGUUGACUCGAACCAUGCUCAGCAAAACCUCGAAGCGAUAUCACCAAAUCAACCAGAAGGUGAAGCUCUGGAUAAGGAGGCUACUGAAUCCGAAGCCGAGGAAGAUUGGGUCGAGGAGAAUGGGGCCGGGGAGGAUGAGACCGAAGACGAUUUAACCGAGGUGCUCUUUAACAACACCUUACUAGAAUCAGUAGCCCGUAUUGCCCGAAGAGUUGGACACCGUCAAGAUACUAAGACGCGCAAGUUCCAUUUGAGACAAACAGAGAAAAUGAUGACUACCAACGGGAAGAAGAUGAUUAAAUCCAUCAACAAACUGGUAUCGGCGUACGGUAUAUUGCGAAACAACAAGAACAAGCAAGAGCCUACAGAAUGUAUAAACCUGGUCGCAUCUCUCAUACGUGAAAUCAAGCUCGAGACUGAGUCGAUCUUGAAAAAAAGAUUGGGAAAUCCGAGCAUCGGCAUCGAAUAUGACGAGGAAGCAAGGUCGAAAAAGAUGCUUCGAGAUCUUUACUUCAAUAUUUUCCCACCACUCGUGGAUGUAAUCCAAAUGGCUGUCGAUGUUCAUCCUGCAGUGCCUUCUAUUGAGACGCCUGCACUCCAACAACUCCUAGACCUAGUCACUUGCCUCGAGCAACUUGCGACAGCUGCAAUUCUGCAGCCAAAAGAACAUCAGCCUAGAGCCCCAGGCAAUUCGAUGGCCGAUUCUUAUCAAAUAACGCAGCCUACUCGCCAUUUCCUGCCCAAUGUUCGUUUGAUACGAAAAAUUUUAUCAGCCGAGCUAGAUGAAAGGGGUCGCAUCGAAGCCGCUAAAAAGCGGGAGCAGCGACAGCAUCGACAGCGGCAAAUAGAUGAAGAGAGAGAGAAGCGACGUCAAGCUGAUCUUCAUGCACGUAUUGUUGAGACGAAUCGAUUACAGAGAGAGGCAUUCAAUAAACGCCUCGAAGAGCCACGAUGGGGACAGAUAUUGAGCAAAAUUAUUGCUGCAAAGACUGCGAACGGUACCCAGAAUACUCAGUCCAUGUAUCGUGCCUACAGAAGCGAUGAGCCGCCGAGCGAAGAAUAUUUCGGGGGAGCCCAGGACAACGACAGCCAAAAUGACCCCUUUGCCGAAGAUCUGGCUGCAGAGGAACAGUUUGACCACUUUUUAAAUGGUCAUGACGAUGCUUAUGACCGAGUCCGUGUUUUUGGGAGGAACAACAUGAAUGAUAAGUCCAGACCACUAUCUGAUGAAGAAAGACAGAUCUUCAUCGAGUGCAUGAGGAAGGAGAGAGGAGAGGACCGCUACGUGAAGGCGGCACAAACACUGCAGAGGAGUGUGGAGGAGAUAUUUUUGUAUGCUCAGGAUCUACAAGAAGCCAUGGAUCGGAAGCAUGCACAGGGAUGGAUGAAAAGGCCUAAAGACGAAUGGACAAAUUAUAUCUGGGCAAAGGAGCCUGAACCUAGCACAUCUGGGUCAUGA